Molecule: messenger RNA, 303 nt
Organism: Colletotrichum graminicola M1.001
Lineage: Eukaryota; Fungi; Ascomycota; Sordariomycetes; Glomerellales; Glomerellaceae
Exons: 1
Coding region: 1-303 (100 amino acids)
Source: RefSeq, a predicted model, not a curated record
AUGGCUGGCCCAGCUUCAAUGUCCAGCGCCAACGCGGAAUCAGCCAGGAGAAGUGAGCAGAAGAAAAGAAGAGAAAAAGAUCUCCGUCCAACUACCCCUACUCAAAAGGCUGAGGCCCAAAUGACAUCCGCGCGCCUUGUCGGUAUCACGCACGACUCGGAGCCGGAGCCUUGGCAAACCGUAUCUGCUGAUAUCAAGACGCUUCCUGACGCCGCAGUCAUCUACACCCGCCAUCACGGCUUCUUCACUGUGCCACCGCCUCGCGUCAUCCGAAACAUCAACCAGCGUCACAGUACCAGCUAG